GAGAGAGAGAGAGAGAGUCCAGCGUGUGCGCGCGUGGCCAGUCGUGCGCGCUCCCAUCUUGUGACUCUGUACCGGUAAAUCGGGACUUCUUCACUCCCUCACGCGCUCGGCUCGUUAUUUAUUUAUUUAGCGAAUGACGACAGGUGUUUAAAAAACAACCGUGCGCGUGUCAGCUUGAGUGUGAGCGCGCGCUGGGGAAAGAAAGAAGAAGAAAAAGGAAAAAAAAAGUGAACCGUGGAAGUGAAGUGAAGCCAGUGAGUCGCGCGCAGAAACGGUGCCGGUUAUGUAACUUGGCGCUCGCGAGUGGACCGGGUCAGAGCGACGCGGAGAAGCUCCGGUGUGAGUCGGGAUCCGCUCGUCUCGCGCUCCGAUCUCGAGCGAGGAAAGAAACCUCAGUCGGAAGCUACACUCUCACGGAUUUCCUUGAGGACGGCUUGAAUAAAUCGACAGCUAGAGCUUGUCCUGCCAUUUCUGCGACUGAACUCCAUGGAAGUACAAAGAUGACCACCAGAGAUGUUAGCAUCCCAAUGUCACAUACAUAAGCAAAUUGUUUCCAGAUGAUCAGCUAACCAUUAGCAUGGAAACCAGGUGGUGAAGAUUAAAACAACAACAACAACAGCUGAAGCUACCUACCAGCCAUCAUUGGUUUGAUGGAAGAGGAGACCUGCUAGCUCAAAGAGUGCUAGUGUGCGAAGUGGACCAAGUUUGAGUGCAGUGAAAUAGCAAAUGGGAAACUACAGCCUCCAUACACGGCCUGGAUAGGAGAGGGAGUGAGCAUGGACAAGCUUUCUGAAUUUGGUGUCCUUUGUCCAUCCAGCAGGAGGGAAUGGGAAACCAGCAGCUGUGUGGAUGAUUUUAUGGACGAAGAUGAGAAAGACAGGGCUAAAAGGGCAUCCCGGAAUAAAUCUGAGAAGAAAAGGCGAGACCAGUUCAAUGUGCUCAUUAAGGAGCUGUGCACCAUGCUGCAGGGCCAAGGUCACCCACGCAAAAUGGACAAGUCUACCAUCUUGCAGAGGACCAUCAAUUUCUUGCAAAAGCAAAAAGAGAUCACAGCGCAGACGGAGACCUGUGAGAUUCAGCAGGACUGGAAGCCUUCCUUUCUCAGCAACGAGGAAUUUACCCAGUUAAUGCUGGAGGCAUUGGAUGGUUUCCUGAUUGCACUGAGGCUGGACGGGAAUAUCAUCUACGUAUCUGACAGUGUCUCCUCUCUCAUUGGGCAUUUACCAUCAGACAUGGUGGACCAGAACAUACUGAACUUCCUGCCUGAGCGUGAACAUGCCGAGGUUUACAAACUGCUCUCAACACACUUACUCAUGAGUGACCCCAUCAGCACAGACUACCUGGAGGGCAAUGAGACUCAUGUCGAAUUCUGCUGCCACUUAGUCCGAGGGAACAUUGACCUGAAAGACGUGCCCACGUACGAGUAUGUCAAAUUCAUUGGAGACUUCAAGUUCCAGAACAGUGUACCUCCAUCAUCAUGUAACGGCUACGAGCUGAUGUUCCCCCGUCCACUGCAGACCUCACUGGAGGAACAGAUGUGUUUAGUGGCUACAGUCAGACUGGUCACACCACAGUUUCUCAAGGACUUGUGUAGUGUGGAGGACCCAUGUGAAGAAUUCACAUCGAGACACAGCCUCGAGUGGAAGUUCCUCUUUUUAGACCACAGAGCCUCCCCUAUCAUUGGCUACCUGCCGUUUGAGGUGUUGGGGACAUCAGGAUAUGAUUAUUAUCACGUGGAUGAUUUGGAGCUCAUUGCUCAGUGCCACAAACAGCUGAUGCAGUGUGGGAAGGGGAAGUCUUGUUAUUAUCGCUUCCUGACUAAAGGGCAGCAGUGGAUCUGGCUCCAGACGCAUUACUACAUCACCUACCACCAGUGGAACUCCAAACCCGAGUUCAUCGUCUGUACACACACUGUGGUCAGUUAUGCUGAAGUCCGUGCAGAAAGGAGGCGAGAGUACGGGCUGGAGGAGAGCUCUGAUAUAUGCACCACCUCAGUAAAGGAGGUGUGUCUAGAUGUGUGUACUCCUAUGGACGCACCGCAAGACAGAAUCAGCAGCGCUCAAUCAGCUUCUUCACACAGCUCGCGCAAAUCCACACACACUGCACCAUCUGACUCGGCAUCAAACUCUUUGGUCCGGUAUAAAGAAAACUGCACGUCACCACGACAAUCAGUGUCUAUAGCAACCGAGAACUCAAACAGGCUGAGCCACGGAGCCACAAAGACCCUAAUUCAGAGACAGACCUCAUUGGAGCCCCCCUCCCCCUCCCACAGCCAGGCGUCAGUCAUGCACCAGGCGGUGUGUGCAGGUCUACCUCAGCCUCAGUUAGGUGUGAUGCACCAGCUGACGGAGCACCUGGAGAAGAGGAGACUGAUCCUGCAGCACGACAUCAAAACCCAGCAACAGGAGCUUCAUCACAUCAAAGAGAAACUACAGCUCACUAACCUGCAGAUGUUGCUGCAGCAGCCAGUGCAUGUGGAUUUUCCUCAUCAGGCUUCAGCUCCAAACAGCCAGUCAGGAAUCCUGCAGCACAACAACACACAACACCCCAAACCCCCACACUGCACAACACACACAGCCUCGUCUCACACACUGCACCGAGAGCAGCCCAGCAGCUCCACCACACAGCAGAGGCUGGUGCAGAUGCAGAACGUAUGCGUUCCGGUCCAAACACACACCAGCGUGACGAUGCCACUCUACAGCAACCCCAUGAUGUUCUCUCCAAACCAAGGAUACCGCAAUAUACCGAACACACACACACACCAUACACACCAUAUACAGCACACACACCAGCAAACAGAUGCAGACAGUGGGCCAGAAGGACAGUUACGGAUGCUGUUAAACCAGCCGGUACAGAAUCUGGUUCCAGACAGCAGUGGAACAGCAACCUCACACUGCAGCAGCACUAUCCAGCAAACCAAAUAUUUGGACCAGCAGAUGAUGGCCCCCUCUCUCCCAGUGCAGCAGGUCAGCUGUAACGCUGUUCUCAUCCCCUCCCCUGUGUUCACUUCAUCAAUAAUGAUUUCCCACAACAGUUUCAUCACUCCUGGAGCCACGCCCACCUACACGCCCAACCCCCAGAACAACCAGCAGGGCCUGCGCAUCCAACAGCAUCAGCAGUUCUUUCAGAUGCAGCCGCAGGGUCUCAUUCAGAGCGGCCCCACUCAGGCCUUUUUCCACACAACUAACGUCCAGCCGCAAAGCACUGUGGGAUACAUACAGCAACAACAACAACAGCACCUUCAUUCUCAGUCUUCGGCAAGCAGCUUAUCAGAUUACAGGAACAUACUUCCACGGUAGCCCCACCCCUCGGUGGGAGGACCAGAAAAGCUCCUGGGAUAGUGUACGGAGUGGUUGGCUCUAUGGCCCAAGAGGAAAGGAUGCUGGGAAGGCAGAGUGCGUGAAAUUCACCGCCAAGCCUCAAAAAACACCAAAGCCAAAAUCCCUCUGUGCCACGAAAAUGGACAUAUGGUGUGGUGAGCUGAGAAGCUCCGCCCUCCCAGACACUGCACACAAUGUUGUGCCUGUGGGAGGGGCUAGCUGUCAGUCACAGGAAAAGCCAUGACUCCCCCCCGCCCGCCCGACAUGGGGUAACUGGUGGACUGAAGAGAGACUCUUCAUGACGACUCAGAAGGAAAAAAAAGUGCUUUUGUAAAACCUGAAGUUUUAUAAAUUAUGGGUUUGUCUAGAUGUUUUCUGUCAUGUUUUGUUUCAUUUCUUUUUUUUUCCCCCCACACGGUUAUGGCAUUAUCGGGUUUGUGCUCAACAUUAUUGAAUAUGAAAAUCGUGCUGUUAGCAAAGAAAAAAAACAUUGCAUUCACACUGUUAGUGGUACGACAGAGUGGUGAGAAACUGUUCAUUUUUGAUAAAAGUUACGAUUUUACAGCAACAGGAGGCAGAGCGAGAGUUGGUGAAGUGAAAUGGGUGGGGCAAAGUAACACUUUUGAGCCAGGUACAGUUUAUUCUUAUGCGAAUGAGAAACAAAUACGGCAAAUACCAACAAAAGCUAUGACAGUGUAUGACUCAGGAUUCUUUUUGUGUGUAUAUACAUCAAUCAGCCGUAACAUUAAAACCACUGACAGGUGAAGAAGUGAAUAACAUUGAUUAUCUCAUGACAAUGGCACCUGUCAAGGGGUAGGACAUAUUAGGUAGCAAGAGAAGAGAACAGUCAGUUCUUGAUGUUGAUGUGUUGGAAGCAGGAAAAAUGGGCGAGCGUAAGGAUCUGAGUGACUUUGACAAAUUAUGAUGGCGAGA
Molecule: messenger RNA, 4253 nt
Organism: Neoarius graeffei (lesser salmon catfish)
Lineage: Eukaryota; Metazoa; Chordata; Actinopteri; Siluriformes; Ariidae
Gene: npas2
Product: neuronal PAS domain protein 2
Exons: 23
Coding region: 777-3299 (840 amino acids)
Biological process (GO): regulation of transcription by RNA polymerase II; circadian regulation of gene expression
Cellular component (GO): cytoplasm; CLOCK-BMAL transcription complex; nucleus
Molecular function (GO): DNA-binding transcription factor activity, RNA polymerase II-specific; protein dimerization activity; RNA polymerase II cis-regulatory region sequence-specific DNA binding
Source: RefSeq, a predicted model, not a curated record